Molecule: messenger RNA, 6651 nt
Organism: Gasterosteus aculeatus aculeatus (three-spined stickleback)
Lineage: Eukaryota; Metazoa; Chordata; Actinopteri; Perciformes; Gasterosteidae
Source: RefSeq, a predicted model, not a curated record
GCAUGUUAUUCUCUUGAAAAUAUAUGCUGUAGUGUGACAGAAAACGCUAUGCUGGUGUGUUAAGUGCAUGGAGUGUGUUAUGGCUCCUAUCCAUGGUCCACACAGGAGAGGACCGCAAAUGGCACCUGCACUCCAAACUAACGUUAACUCACUUGCGCUGGCGACUCCACUACGAAGCUGACAUGUCAUGUUUGAACAUGCCAGUGCAUGAACUAGGUGGCUUUUUCUCAAAUUUAGCGGGGGGGUUAGGGGUGCAUAUGAAAAACGCCCCCAGAGGAUCGCGUUUUUUCAUUGAGUGGGUUGCGAAAUGAAGCCUCCGCUCGUUGCUAUAAUGUGCAUCAUUCGCGUGUUCAAAUGAAUAUUCCCUAUUUCGAAAAAAACGAGGGCGAAUUUAGGUGGAGAUAAGCUAAAAUAAUGAAUGUUCCAACGAGGUAAACGCAAAGAUGAAAAAACCUUGAGGAGGAAUUACGGAGCGGUUUGGAGAUCAAACAGGUGAUUUUGUUGUUGCUGAGAUCUGCCCUGUGUACCACGGAGCAGAAAACACCUCCCUUCCCCAAUGAGUCUCUAGACAUCACAAGAUUCCCUCCGUUGUUACAGGCGUUAACUAUAGUUCCGAAGAGGUGGAGUCAUAUUCUGCAUUUUUGAAAUCUAACAUUUUUAGACUUUCUCACUCUAUUGCCAAACAAACUGCUCCCACAGACCAGCAGUGGUGUCGCGCCUCGCGCUCCCGAUCUUCGGCCAAUGAGAGAAGAGCCCCUUGGACCACCCUUUCUGCAUGUUGGGUGCAACACCACCAGAGGACACAUUGUAAAAAAAAAAGCAUUAAAAGCCCUUAGGCGGAUCUUCCUCUACCUGAACCAACCAGCGCGCAGCACCUUUAUCUCCUCGCGCUCCGACGUGGCCCCGCCCUCUCUAAAACCUGCGGGUCCCAUCUGCCUCGAGCAUGACGGUUGCCACUAGCGACCCUGCGGACGAGGCAGCAGCCCAUCCGGGUCAGCCUCACGACCUGUAUGACCCAGAGCUGGAUCACGAAUGCUGUGAGAGGGUCGUCAUCAACAUCUCAGGCUUGCGUUUUGAGACACAGCUCAAAACUCUCUCCCAAUUUCCAGAGACGCUGCUGGGGGAUCCCAAGAAGAGGAUGAGGUAUUUUGACCCUCUCCGCAACGAAUACUUUUUUGAUCGUAAUCGACCAAGUUUUGAUGCCAUUCUGUACUAUUACCAAUCAGGAGGGAGAUUGCGACGGCCCGUUAACGUGACCCUGGACAUUUUUUCUGAGGAGAUCCGAUUUUAUGAAUUGGGUGAGGAAGCUAUGGAAAUCUUCAGGGAGGAUGAAGGUUUCAUAAAAGAGGAGGAACGGCCUCUGCCGGAGAACGAGUUUCAGAGACAAGUCUGGUUGCUGUUUGAGUAUCCAGAGAGCUCGGGUCCUGCGCGCAUUAUUGCUAUCAUCUCCGUCAUGGUGAUUCUUAUCUCUAUUGUCAGCUUCUGCCUGGAGACAUUGCCAGUUUUCCGAAAUGAUGAUGAGGAGAUGUACAAUUAUCAAUUCCAGUCCAUGUCCAAUGCCACCUAUACCUAUGAUAACUCAGCUUAUUUUAAAGACCCUUUCUUCAUCGUGGAGACCCUGUGUAUCAUUUGGUUCUCUUUUGAGUUCCUCGUUAGGUUCUUUGCCUGUCCCAGUAAAGCUGGAUUUUUUGGCAACAUCAUGAACAUCAUUGAUAUUGUGGCAAUCAUCCCCUACUUCAUCACCCUGGGUACAGAGCUAGCAGAGAGGCCAGAAGACGGCCAGGCAGGACAGCAGGCCAUGUCUUUGGCUAUUCUCCGUGUCAUUCGUCUAGUGAGGGUGUUUCGUAUCUUUAAACUCUCCCGUCACUCCAAAGGGCUCCAGAUCCUGGGCCAGACUCUGAAGGCUAGUAUGCGUGAGCUAGGCCUCCUCAUAUUCUUCCUGUUCAUCGGCGUGAUCCUCUUCUCCAGCGCUGUCUACUUUGCAGAAGCAGACGAGCCAAAUUCCCAGUUCAGCAGCAUCCCUGAGGCCUUUUGGUGGGCAGUGGUUUCCAUGACCACAGUGGGCUAUGGAGACAUGGUCCCAACAACCAUUGGAGGGAAGAUUGUCGGAUCUCUCUGUGCAAUUGCCGGUGUGUUAACUAUUGCCCUGCCUGUACCUGUCAUCGUGUCAAACUUCAACUACUUCUACCACAGAGAGACAGAGGGUGAGGAACAGGCACAGUACCUGAAUACCCCGAGUGUGCCUAAAGCCAGCUCAGCUGACGAUCUGAAGAAGAGUGGUCGGAGCGGCAGUGGGUCCACUCUCAGUAAAUCUGAAUACGUGGAGAUCCAGGAGGGUGCAAACCACAGCACUGAGGACUUCAGACCAGAUGGCAUGAAAACAGGAAACUGUACACCGGCCAACACUAACUAUGUAAACAUCACUAAGAUGCGUACAGAUGUGUAAUACGACCAUACAUGGUUAACUCCAGCUGGGGUCUGCAAGGGGAGGAUUAUGGUGGGGUUCCAUGAAUUGAAAAACACGGAGCGCCCAACAUGGUAGUCCAGAGCAGAUUAAUGGGUUUAUCUUGGGGAAAAGGUCAGUCAAGAGGACCUCUUGAUGGCACUCAUCUUGUGGACCAUCAGCGCAUAUCACAGAGUUGCUGUCUCUCUUGUUUAGGACAUUAUCUGCAUAGAGUUAGUCUUACCUGUGUGACACGCUGCUCGGUAGCCAAACAGUAGCCGAACCAGUAAUAACCAAUAUUAACAGUGUAAAGGGACCACUAGUUUAUCUUUUAUUGCUCAAACUGCCGCGGGGGGGGGAGUUGCACGAUAACAACGAUCUACAUCAAUGGGACAUUUAUUUUUAAACGUAACUUUACUUAUUAACUUGUGAUUAAAAACAGGCCAUUUUAUCAGGAUUAAUGAGCUUUAAUCUGCCACUCCAACUGCCAAGGACCUGAUUGAGAGAAAAACAAAGUCAACAACAAAGUAUCUCCUCUGUCUGGGCAUAUCUAAAUAGUACUUCGGCCAUCUUUAGAUUUUACCCAGCAGACGCUAGUAAGUCCUGUUGAGAACAACAGAUAGAGGAUGUUCUUUGCUGUGUUACCAAACCACACCGGCACACCUUUUCUGCUGACAUUUUUCUUCAAUGAAGCUCAAGUGGAUUUACAGUAAGAACACUCUUAUUGCCAAGACUUUGCCUUUUUUGUUAGCAGGUGGACAAAAGAAAUGUCUCAGUAAACAGAGUGAAUGUUUAUUUAUUGAUGUGAAUUUUUUUUAGUGAUACAAUGAAUGUGUGCUUCUUAUCUACAUUUUUCUGUGAUACGUCAUGUAGAAGGAUAGUGAAUGUUUUCUCUGCGGCAUUCUCAUUGAGUGCCUAUUUUUUCAUCCUCAUAACUUUACCUUGAAGUGUCUCAAUAGGCCCCACCUUGGUCCACUGUAACUUAUUCAGUUAAACACCACUGCCGAGCAUACCUACUAGGUGUCCUUUACUUCAUAGCAUUCCACGUUUGUUGAAAUAUAUCAAAUAAGAUUGAGGAUCAAAAUAUAAUUGAUUUCAACCAGGUUUAAGUUUUUCUACGAAAGUCUCCAAAAUCUGUCCAAAAUUGACAAACUUAGCCUGCUUCUUGAACAAGCUAAUUGUUGAUAGCUAAAUGAAUAGAUCCCCAAAGACCUCCCGGCAUACUGUCUCCUGGAUUGUAGAUUACAACAGCAUAUCUGUGUGAUAGUACAGUCUAAAUUAUUCCAUUCGCUCCUUGUGCCCAAAUAAUCCAGGAGCGAUAUUGUGUCCUCCAUGGGCCUUUUAUCGUACAGCUACUCUGCUAGUGUAGUGCUGCAUGGCCUUUGAAGUAUUCACUGAAGCAUGAAUUAGUAUUCAUACUAUUUGAAAAGCCAAUUGGCAUCAAUAUAUUACUAUAUCUCUACUGCAGCUAUGUGCAAAAACAGUUUGCUCUAGAAGUAUGUCAUGCUUUCCAUGAGCAUUAUUAACUGAAAUAUUGUUGAGUCCCAAUCCAUGUGAGUGGCUUACCUUGAGAAGGUUGCGUGUUCAUGGGAGGAUUUAACUGUCCUGAAUAUAAAGAGAGAAGUUUAACACGGGGGUAAAAGGAGAAAGUUUGAGAGGAGACAAGAGUCCAAAUCCACCGUCCAGGCUCAAGAUCAGCGAUGGCUAAGUAUUUCAUCAACAUUUCAGAGGUUAACUACUGCUAACUUAAGCUCUAACGUCGUCAUAGUCAGUUGCAGUGACAAACCAGUAACAGUGUCUUGUAGUGAAAGCACAACAACAGCUACUACUAUAUCUACUGCCAGCUCAAUGGAUUCACAGAUUCAAACAGUCCUUUGGGCAGACCUUUUGUCCAGCCAAGUACAUUAUAACACUCCAUGGGAUUGUGCAAUUAUCUCUGAUAUAUAGGCCCAUCAUGCUAAGUGUGCAGUGUUGUCUGUGUGUGUGUGUGUGUCUGUGUGUUUAAUGCGUUUGCGAGCGAAGAACAUGAAAGAGAUUGCGAGGAAUGGAGAGCUUUUAGACAUUAGCAGUUAUCUGAAACACUCGUCUACUUUACCCCAGGUCCGGUGCUAAGUAUGUUCUACUCCAUAGCACACUGUUUACACCCUGUGUAUAUCUCCGGCACGUGCAUGUAGUACAUUAAAAAGACAAGGACACUGCAAGGAAUGUCCUGCCACACGCACUGGAGAUGAGAUCUAUGAAAAUGAGUUGACUUGUGAGAUAAGCUGCAGUAUCAGCCGAGUACUGGGGAUUGAAAGGAAGAGAAGAAAGGUUGGGAAGGAAAAAUACGAUAAUGAAAGUAAACACUGGCCACACCCUCUUUUGCUGUUUUAUCUGAUGUGUUUGUGUGUUCUUCUCAAAUGUUCUUGUGUACUGGAGCGCCUAUGUAACUUUAUGUGGCUUCAAAGCGCGGCCUGGACUUUCAUUUCCACUCUCGUUACCAAGGACUAUUGUGAAUAGACAGAAAACGCCUUGAAGAAACCAACAGCACAGCAAGUCAGCAUCGUCUGGACCAGGGAAAAGAUAUCUUUGCAGCAUUUCUGCUGUAAUCCACUCACAAAUAACAUUUGAGGACAAACAUACACACAAGCUGGACAGUUGAACACAUUCAGUCGGUGUACACACACACACUGCCUGUGAUGGUCCCACCUGUAUCACGACAGAAAGCCAAAUCGAACUUGAAGGCAACAAAGUGAUUGGUCUUAAACCCACUACUGAUGGUUACCGCACGUAGCCAUGUAGAUAAUGUGUUUAAGAGUUAGAGCUGCUUUCAAUGAUGUCUUGAAAUGCCUAAAGCGUCAACUUUAAAACUAUCUUGUGCAGAUUCCUGUGUAGCAGGGAGUCAACAUGUAUGCUUGCUGAAUUAAUACAGUUUUACAUAGGAAAAUUGUCUCUUAGGUUUGAACUGCUCCAAGGACAAAGGAUGGAAGUAUUUAAAAAAAUCCCAAAGUAAAUAUGAUUUCUAUGAGAACUUUAACUUAUUUGUGUCAUCAGACACUGUGUACAUGGAGUGCUUGUUUUUCUAUUUGACUGUUAUUAAUGGCUCACUCGGUGCAGGGGCUGAGGUUUGACUAAAACACACACGCAGGCCUUAGUCAACUAGAUUCUGUCUUAAUGCUUUAACCAGACAACCACUUCUUCUUACUUUACGUCCUCGGGCUUCUUCAACCACCACAUUGCUAUUUGUCAGAAAUAAUGUGUGUAUUUUAAAAAACCUGUUGAGAAAAAAUACUAAACUAUGAAGCAAACUGCCUUACAUAAAGAAAGAUCUGAACGCUUGUCAUGUCCUUCAUAAGGAACUUCAAUGAAUAUAAAUGGAUUUACAUACGUACUAUGGAUAAUAUAUCACUAAAACAUCUUUAUUAUAACAUCAACCUCUGUUAUGUUUUUUCUCGUGUGAUCUAAAGGUCCUUUAGUUAAGAUUUUGGAAGAAAAUGAAAAGAUUUGCCAUCUUACAUUAAUAGUGGAUUCAGAUCAGCUUUUCUCAUGAGGUUAUAUUAUCAGGCUAACCCAAACCACCUUAUUCUUUUUCUAUUAUGUCCUUCACAAUAAUAAUAAUCUUUGUGUGUCUGAUCUGCACAUAUUUAAACAGAAAAUGAUGCCACCAACUCUAAAUCAGUGACGGUUUACGUUUUAUGAAAUUCACUAUGGGAGGCCAACCGCAGAAAGUUGCUUCACACUGAGUCCCUACACAAAAAGACAAUUGCUUUUAAAAAUACUAACUACCAAAUGAUUUAAUAAAUGAACAUCUCUUUUAUGAUUUUUAAGCGUGAAUGCAAUGGCCCGAUGUAAAAGCUAUUUAUCAGUUUAUAAAAUAUCUACACUGCGGUUACAUGUGAAUACAACAAGGCUGUAACAGACGAAAAGGUGCAAUGGUAUGUUUAAUUUAGCCAACAAUUGUACAAUAAUUUAUAAUGGGACAAUUAAAAGCUUUUAAAGUUAGGGAAGUACUAACUAGCAGCCUUAGCCCAUCGCACCAAAAAAGAAAAUACUGAAAUAGAAAUGAAAUGCAAAAAUACUAACUCAUUUACAGGUUUCAGGAGUCAUUCGUGCAGCAUAGACGCUAUACGGUCAUGAGAAAGAAGAGGCACCAUUAAAAUGUAUGAAUGCAUCGCUUCAGCAGCUGUUCUUGUGUCCAUUAAAGAUGGAAUAUUUGAAUUGAAUAUGAA